AUAAACAGCUGAGGGACGCCAUAUUUUGUGAAAAGAAAUUAAAACAGCAUUAAUAAAUUUGUUUCUAUAAAAAAUCUCAAUACUACCCUGUCAAAAUGGGAAGACGUAAAUCAAAGAGAAAGCCACCACCAAAACGUAAAAAUAUCGAGCCCUUAGAUCAACAGUUUAAUUGCCCUUUCUGUAAUCAUGAAAAAUCAUGUGAAGUUAAAAUGGACAAAGGACAUAAUGCGGCGAGGAUAAGUUGUCGAGUUUGUCUGGAAGAUUAUCAAACGACAAUUAAUUUUCUAUCGGAGCCUUUGGACGUUUACAAUGAUUGGGUUGACGCUUGCGAAACAGCUAAUUAACUAAAACCUGUCUCUUACUGUAAGAUAUUUCUUUUCCAUUAAACACAAAUCCCAUACAAAUUUAUUUAAGUAAAAAACUUUUAUGUUGCAAUUAUAAUAAAAUAAAACGGAAACUGGACAAAAGGAAACAAAA
Calliphora vicina (urban bluebottle blowfly) is the source of this 477-nucleotide messenger RNA. RefSeq names its product transcription elongation factor 1 homolog. Gene Ontology annotation, molecular function: RNA polymerase II complex binding. NCBI's taxonomy places the organism in Eukaryota, Metazoa, Arthropoda, Insecta, Diptera, Calliphoridae. The transcript has 2 exons. The coding region runs from base 96 to 344 and encodes 82 amino acids. Gene Ontology annotation, biological process: transcription elongation by RNA polymerase II. Gene Ontology annotation, cellular component: transcription elongation factor complex. The record is from RefSeq and is a predicted model, not a curated record.